Molecule: messenger RNA, 433 nt
Organism: Staurois parvus
Lineage: Eukaryota; Metazoa; Chordata; Amphibia; Anura; Ranidae
Source: the annotation of a GenBank genome assembly
AAUGGUAAGAAUGCUUCUAACAUUGCUGGUCAGUGGGAAGAAUGCACCUUACAUUGGUGGUCAGUGGGAAGAAUGCUCCUUACAUUGGUGGUCAGUGGAAAAGAAUGCACCUUACAUUGGUGGUUAGUGGAAAGAAUGCCCCUUACAUUGCUGGUCAUGGGAAGAAUGUCCCUUACAUUGGUUGUUAAUGGAAAAAAUGCCCCUUUCAUUGCUGGUCAGUGGGAAGAAUGCUCCUUACAUUGGUGGUCAAUGGGAAGAAUACCCCUUAGAUUAGUGGUCAGUGGGAAGAAUACCGAUUACAUUGGUGGCCAGUGGGAAGAAUGCUCCUUACAUUCGUGAUGAGUGGAAAGAAUGUUCCUUACAUUGGUGGCGAGUGGGAAAAUUGUCCCCUUACAUUGGUGGCCAGUGGGAAAAUCGCCCUCUUACAUUGAUG